AUGGCAUGCAUGGCCCUACAAACCUCAUUGCCAUCCAUUUGUAUAUAUCAAGAUUGCCCAUUAUGUUUCUCCACCAGCAGAGGAAAAGCAGUGUUAGAGCUAUCUGGAACAGUUCAAGACCAUCCAGCUUGCAUACUUGCUGACACUGGCACUGGUUUGUCUAUAGUCUCAGAUUCAUUUAUCAGUAAGUACCAAAUACCCACAAAACCCACAAAAACAAGAUUGAUACAUGGUGUUACCAGACACCAGCUCACCAUCAACAGUUCAGCAACAAUACAAGUUGCUAUUGGCAAGCACAAACUAGGAGUAGUGGAUGCCUCAGUGGCCAACACAGCUGACUAUGACCUCAUUUUGGGUUACACCAAGUUGAGAAGGCUCAAACCAACCAUCUGUUGGGACACAGGCCAACUGGAGUUCAAGGCUCAAGAACAGGAGGACAAUAAGAAUGACAUGGACAAGACCCAGAAGCAGUUACCAGAAGCAGCUGUAACUGGGGGUUGUCAGGGGUCUCACGCCUGA
Molecule: messenger RNA, 519 nt
Organism: Ustilago hordei
Lineage: Eukaryota; Fungi; Basidiomycota; Ustilaginomycetes; Ustilaginales; Ustilaginaceae
Exons: 1
Coding region: 1-519 (172 amino acids)
Source: RefSeq, a predicted model, not a curated record